AUGGUCGGCCUCGUUCCCAGCCCAACAGCCAUCUACCAGGCUCUCCUGCCUACCUCGCCUUUCUAUAAGCCUGCUGCCAAACCAGUAGAGCACCCUCAGAAGCGGCCCAUCUUCUCGACAUGGAGUGCCGCAGACACGGCGAAGGACAAGGCCGGUGAAUUGAGCGCAGCCGCCCAAGCCGAGUAUGAGAAGGCAAGCCAGAAAGCUCAAGCCAAGGUCGGGGGCAUCGAGCUCUAUUCAGGCAAAUACUACGCCGCCUGUACAGUGGGAGGUAUCCUAGCAUGUGGUACCACCCAUACGGCUGUGACGCCUCUUGAUCUGGUCAAGUGUCGUCGUCAAGUCGAUCCCAACCUCUACAAGGGCAAUUUCGAGGCAUGGAGGUUGAUUAACAAGGCGGAGGGCAUUCGUGGAAUCUUUACUGGUUGGGGCCCAACCUUCGUCGGAUACUCAGUGCAGGGUGCCGGCAAGUACGGCUUCUACGAAUACUUCAAGCACCUCUACAGCGAGCUGGCUGGUGAAGGCAAUGCCGAAAAAUACAAGACAUUGCUCUACUUGUCUGCUUCGGCCUCGGCCGAGUUCAUUGCCGAUGUUGGUCUCUGCCCGUUUGAAGCUGUCAAGGUCCGCAUGCAGACCACGAUCCCACCGACGUUCACGGGUACUCUUCAAGGCAUUUCGUCCAUCACCAAUAAAGAAGGUGUUGCUGGAUUGUACAAGGGUCUGUAUCCUCUCUGGGCCCGACAGAUCCCCUACACCAUGAUGAAAUUCGCUUCCUUCGAGAACAUCGUCGCAGCCAUUUACAACUAUCUGCCUGGGCAAAAAUCGGAUUACAACAAGGGGGCCCAGACUGGUGUUGCCUUCGUCGGUGGUUACCUUGCCGGUAUUCUUUGCGCGAUUGUCUCGCAUCCUGCAGAUGUCAUGGUCAGCAAACUCAACGCGGAUCGUGCGCCAGGUGAGAGUUUCGGCGGUGCUUUGAGCCGUAUCUACUCUAAGAUUGGAUUCGCGGGUCUCUGGAACGGUCUACCUGUCAGAAUUGUGAUGAUCGGAACCUUGACUGGAUUGCAAUGGAUGAUCUACGACUCCUUCAAGAUCUUUAUGGGCUUGCCAACCACUGGUGGCGGUGACAAGAAGAAAUAG
Molecule: messenger RNA, 1134 nt
Organism: Capronia coronata CBS 617.96
Lineage: Eukaryota; Fungi; Ascomycota; Eurotiomycetes; Chaetothyriales; Herpotrichiellaceae
Exons: 4
Coding region: 1-1134 (377 amino acids)
Biological process (GO): mitochondrial phosphate ion transmembrane transport
Cellular component (GO): mitochondrial inner membrane
Molecular function (GO): phosphate transmembrane transporter activity
Source: RefSeq, a predicted model, not a curated record